Saccostrea echinata is the source of this 1121-nucleotide messenger RNA. RefSeq names its product D-beta-hydroxybutyrate dehydrogenase, mitochondrial-like. The record is from RefSeq and is a predicted model, not a curated record. Lineage: Eukaryota; Metazoa; Mollusca; Bivalvia; Ostreida; Ostreidae. Bases 63 to 1076 code for a protein of 337 amino acids. The transcript has 6 exons. Gene Ontology annotation, molecular function: oxidoreductase activity.
GCAUAUCGCAAUUUGUAAUUUGCAUUUCAUGAAUUGUUAUUUCUCGUUUUUGUGUUUUAGAUAUGUGGCAGGUGGUUCUUUUGGUGGUGUUGAUUAUUGUGUGGUAUCUGUAUAAUGCCCGUAUCUCCAAAACACAGAGAAUUACAGUCAAUGGUCAAGGUGUUUUGAUUACCGGAUGUGACACCGGUAUAGGACACGACCUGGCGAAGCGCCUGGAUAAGAUGGGGUUUCAUGUGUUUGCUGGGUGUCUGGUGGGAGAUGGACCUGGAGCAGCAGAAUUAGCGAGAUCAUGUUCUAAACGUCUUCACGUUGUCCAACUAGACGUUACCAAAGAUGACCAAAUUAGAAGUGCCAAAAGUUACGUAGAGACGAUACACAAACAAACUGGAUGUGGACUCUGGGCUGUUGUUAAUAACGCUGGUAUUGACUGUUGGGGCGAUAUAGAAUUUUGUACGAUGGAUAUGUACAGACGUAUAGCGGAAGUGAAUCUUUUCGGCAUGAUAAACGUCACGAAAAUAUUUCUACCAAUGAUUAGAAAAUCAAAAGGUCGAAUUGUAAAUAAUACAAGUGUUAAAGGGCGUGUGUCACUUCCUAGAAUAUCGGUCUAUGGAAUCACUAAGUAUGGCGGGGAGAACUUCUCUGACUGCCUGAGACUUGAAAUGAGAAAGUUUGGAGUAAAAGUUGUAAUAGUUGAACCAGGAGAAUUUGGAGGAGUGACCGGAAUUCUCAAAGGUCCCAAUUUAAAACGCCUGAAAAAAGACGUAGAUGAAAUGUGGAACAAUGCCGACACAGAAGUGAGACAAGCCUAUGGCCGGAAGUAUCUGGAAUCCCAGUUUUCUGGACUAGAAAAAUCACCUGACCCUUCCUAUUCCACGAUCAAUCCUGUCAUUGACGCAUUUGUUGACGCUGUGACGCUAGAAAAUCCUAAAAGUAGAUACCUAGUGGAUGGUGGCAAGGGGCUCAUUGAUUACUAUUGCUUUUACGCCCGGUUAAAUAGCUACCUACCUACCGCUUGGAUGGAUUUCCUAGUCGAUCGAUGGUUUAACUCUUUCGGAGUAUCAAAUUUUGGAACAUGAUUAGAAUGUCAUUAAUGUGCCUUCAGCGAUGUUUUGAUGCUAUGU